Molecule: messenger RNA, 2245 nt
Organism: Micropterus dolomieu (smallmouth bass)
Lineage: Eukaryota; Metazoa; Chordata; Actinopteri; Centrarchiformes; Centrarchidae
Gene: il4i1
Product: interleukin 4 induced 1
Exons: 8
Coding region: 171-1706 (511 amino acids)
Biological process (GO): amino acid catabolic process
Molecular function (GO): L-amino-acid oxidase activity; polyamine oxidase activity
Source: RefSeq, a predicted model, not a curated record
AAAUGGUCUACCUGCUACUGUGUGUUGGACACAGAAAAAGGUUUUGGUGAGUGGGACUGCUUUAUUUUGGUAAUAAAGACCAUCAAUCUUUACAGGUUUCCUUUUCCUCUGACAUUGCCGGCAUCAGCAGCAGGAGUAAGAAGUCCAGGCUGUGGAGUUCCAUCCUCAAGAUGAUCCCUCAGAUGGCACUGUGCAAAUUCUUUCCUCUGGUUCUAGUCGGGGUUGUGGUGUUUGCUGUGAGUGGGAUCAUUGGAGACCCUCUGUACGAGUGCCUCCAAGACACUGACUACAGUGAGCUUCUCGACAUUGUGGACAAAGGUCUUCCUGCCACUAAGACCCCUCAUCACGUAGCGAUCAUAGGCGGGGGCAUCGCUGGACUGACCGCUGCAAAGUUUUUAGAAGAUGCCGGACACAAGGUCACCAUAAUAGAAGCCAGUAACCGUAUUGGAGGACGUGUGGAGACCUUCAGGAACAGAAAAGAAGGCUGGUACGCAGAGGUGGGCGCCAUGAGGAUCCCUAGCUUUCAUAAGAUUCUUCUUUCCUUUGCCUCCAAAUUACACAUUUCCCUAAACCACUUCAUCCAAGAUGACAUCAACACCUACUACUUGGUAAAUGGAGCGCUACAGAAAACCUAUGCCGUGGAAAACAAUCCUGGCGUGCUCAACUACAACUUGACUGAAAGAGAGAGAGGGAGGUCAGCUGCUGAACUCUUCAGCCAAGCACUCUGGAAGGUGAGGGAUGACCUUAAGACAAUCGGCUGCAGUGCCAUGUUGGAUAAAUAUGAUUCCUACACAGUGAAGGAGUAUCUGGUGAAGGAGGGCAACCUGAGUCGUGGUGCCUUGAGGAUGAUCGGGGACAUCCUGAAUGAAAACAGCCUCUUCUACACAUCACUGAUAGAGAUGCUGUACAUACAGUCAGACAUCAAUGACAACACUGAGUACUUUGAAGUGACUGAUGGCUUUGACCACCUCCCAAUGGCUUUCUACCAGGUGUUGAAUGCCACCAUCCUCCUCAACUCCAAGGUCAAGCUAAUCAAUCAAACAGGCGGCAGCAAUGUGACCGUCACAUACCAGGACAUGCGUAAUUCAGGCUCCAUGACCAACCUCACAGUGGACUACGCCCUGGUUACGGCCACAGCCAAGGCCACCCUCUUUAUUGACUUCCAGCCCCCUCUCUCUGGGGACAAGAUGGAGGCUCUGCGCUCAGUUCAUUACGCCAGCUCCACCAAGGUGGUGCUCAGCUUCAGGGAGCGGUUCUGGGAGAAAGAGGGCAUUAGAGGAGGGAAGAGCAUCACAGACCGGCCCUCUCGCUUCAUCUACUACCCCAGCCACAGCUUCCAUGGUACAUCUGCAGGGGCACUCCUGGCGUCUUACACCUGCUCCGACGAUUCCACCCUCUUUCAAGGGAUGGGCGAGGAGGAGCUUAUGGCUGUGGUCCUGGAAGACUUGGUCAAAAUCCACGGAGAGGACAUCAGGCAUCUGUGGACAGGGGGGCUAGUGAAGAAGUGGGGCUUGGAUCCAUACAGUCUGGGAGCUUUCGCUCUGUUCACACCCUACCAGCAGGGACACUACUCCAGAGAACUGUUCCAGAGUGAGGGACGGGUACACUUUGCAGGAGAACACACAGCUACACCGCAUGGGUGGAUUGAAACUGCCAUGAAAUCUGCACUCAGGGCAGCCAAAAGUAUUAACAGUCUUACUGUUUAGUUUUAUGUGUAGAAAAUAUUUUCCCUUGUGCUCAAUCUUGUAUGUUGGUUAACAGACAGUAUAUCUUGUGAAACUAGUCAUAAUCAGUGUUAACCCCUCUGUUAAUGAUGUAUAUCUGUGUUAUGUACAUAUUGAUUUAAGUUUGAUAUAUGAUCAGCACUACAGCAAAUCCUAACAUUUCAGAAGCUGGAGCCAGCAAAUGCUUGAAAAGUGACUUGAUUAAAUAGUUGCUGAUUAGUUUUUUUUGUCGGUCAACCAGUUGAUUCAUAGUGUAAUCAAUUCAGAUCUACACAGACUACUUGUUAGAAUAAUAAAUUGUAUACAAGCAGCAUGACAAAAUAUCAGCAUUUGUUUGAAGAAACCUUGAUGAAUGAUUUCUAAACCAGCAUUUUUCAAGUCAUGUGUUUCAUUUUUGUAUUUUCAUUUCACUUAAUAAUUUCACUUAAUUUUAAAUAACUUAUUUAUUAUUUUAGGUUGAACAAGAAAGUAAAAUACCUGAAUAAAGUAUUUGCUUUACAUUGAAUUUUUUAAAUUGAGAU